AUGUCGUCCUCCCACGGCGAGGGAAUCUACACGAUGGACAAGUCUGGCGCUGCCUGGCUUUUGGCCAGGCAGGUGGCCGAUGACUUUCUUAGGACAAACAGGACGACCUUCAACAACUCUACGAGGAGUAGGACGAACACUCAGAUGCUGAUCCAGGAACUCCGAUUCGCAUCCGCCAAAUCGAUACGAACCUCGACGAUAACCUUGGCCGUCUUCAACACGAUUGCGGCCUUUGCGACGGUAUUGGGUAUCCUAUGGGAGAGUUACUCGCGAGAGAGGAGGACGAAGGGCUACUCGAUCAGACGCGAUGGGCUCAACUUUGUGGCAGGGGCAGACGUCUAUCCUCUCUUUCUCUCCUUGGGUAUUUUGAUUCAAGGCAUCAUAUUCGCCGUGGCCCAAUCCAGUGGUCUCGAGAAUAUCUUCACACCAGGAUGUACUCAGAUCGCCCAGUCCAUGCUACCUGCUUUGCUUCUUGUGCCCGUGAUCCAGUUUGUAUUUGGGCUGGAGGUCAUGUUCCGCGGCGUCAGAAGCCAACCGUUCCCGAAGCGAGGGCCAUGGGCUGUGAGGUUGUGCUUGAUUCUCAUCGGGCUUUUGACGCUGGGUGCCUUUGUCGUGGCCAUCGUUGCCAAGUCGCCCGAUUUCUGCUAUGCCUCUCUGUUUUGGUUUGUGUCUCGCUACUCGCUGGGUAUUUUCGUCAUACUGUUGAUUAUCACGGUCCUCCUCUUUGGUGCCACCGUGAUCACCUUUAUGCGACUGAGCCGAAACUCCGGUAUUGAUGCCACUGAACGGAUGGGUGCAUCUAGGAUGGUCUUUUACCUGGCCCUGGCCAUCAUCUCCAAUGCUCUCGUUCUUCCUUUCUUCCAGCAGCUGGCCUUUGAGGACCAGCGCUCUACUAGUUUUUCCGGCCUGCCGCUUACUCUGUCCAUUGUCGCUUCGGUUGUCACAGAGGUUUCAGGUCUUAUGACUGGAAGUCUUUACUUGUUCCUCAGGUCUAACACCAUGUCCGCCAUCGGCUCUAAAUUGAGCGAAAAGGAGGACACCGGGCGGAAGUGCUUCAAGAACUCUAUCCAGGUUCGGGGAACCGAUGACGACCAGGACGACUCUGGCAUUACCUCGCCCAAUGGAUUACGUCGUAUGGAUAGUGACGCGAGCAUAAUCAGCCGCUACACCAAGGACGAGGAGGCUGGCAACAUGCGCUCCAACCAGACAUACGCGAACCCGCUGCCCUCGGACGAUGACUUCCCGAAACCGCCCGAACCAUCCUACGCUACCCGAACGUCACGACGUUUCAAGGCGUCUUCUAUUUUCUCAGCGAUGCGACCGCUAUCCACGAGAUCCAACAACGCUCCCCUGCUUCCCGCGACUACUUAUUCUCCUAAUGCGCCUGUCACCAACAGCAACUCUACUGCGGUCAAGCCCCACCGCUUCGAUUUCUCGGCACUGAAACCGCCACCAUCGAUGAAGAACUUCGGGCCUAGUCGUCACAGGCGAGACUCGUCCAUCGCUUCGCAUCUUACUGUGCAGCUUGGACUGCGACUUUCCAACGUGGAGGACAUUAGAGGGCAAGGGCCACCAAGGGAUUCGUGCACUGCGGUCUUCACCGUGGUUGAUGACACCGGGGGAUCAAGGAACCCGACGCAGCAGCAGGCCCUGGCUCCGCAGCAGCAAAGGCAUGUACCGAAACCGAGUCCCUUGGCUCAAGCCAUCACCAUAACGGCCGACGAUGACGACGUCGACGAGGUCUCCCUUGACAACAUCAAGCCCACCGAGCCGACAGAUAUCCUGCUACCAGCCAAGGCGAUGGUGCCUGACGCAAGCCCCGUCGAUUUAUUGGACAAGUUCGAGACCAAGCCGCUCGAGACUUUGAGCCCCGCGGUUUACAGUCCAGCCGGGUCUUCGCCCAAGAUGGUCAGCCCGCGUGGUGUCGGCUUCACCUCCCCGCCGAUCUCGAGAUUCAACAGUCAAUCGACGCAGCGGAGUGCUAGCCAGAGGAGCACCGCCAGCAAGAGGAGUGAUAGCAAAAGAGGCCCGCCGCCACGCAAGCCCUCGACUGCCAGCCGUACCCCACCUCCGAAGUCCGACAAGGGCAGCGAGUGGAUCUAA
Molecule: messenger RNA, 2103 nt
Organism: Pyricularia pennisetigena
Lineage: Eukaryota; Fungi; Ascomycota; Sordariomycetes; Magnaporthales; Pyriculariaceae
Exons: 4
Coding region: 1-2103 (700 amino acids)
Source: RefSeq, a predicted model, not a curated record